Fusarium keratoplasticum is the source of this 597-nucleotide messenger RNA. RefSeq lists its product as uncharacterized. Gene Ontology annotation, cellular component: cytosol; membrane; cytoplasm. Lineage: Eukaryota; Fungi; Ascomycota; Sordariomycetes; Hypocreales; Nectriaceae. The transcript has 4 exons. The record is from RefSeq and is a predicted model, not a curated record. Gene Ontology annotation, molecular function: Rho GDP-dissociation inhibitor activity; protein binding. Bases 1 to 597 code for a protein of 198 amino acids. Gene Ontology annotation, biological process: Rho protein signal transduction.
AUGGCUUCUCACGAUGAUGAUACCAUGCCCGAGGAGACUCAGGGCUACAAGCUCUCCCAGCCCAAGCAGAGUCUGGCUGAGUACCAGCAGAUGGACGCUGGCGAUGAGUCCCUGCAGCGAUACAAGGAGUCCCUCGGUCUCGGUGGUGGCACCGACAUCUCUGACCCCAACGACCCCCGAGUCUGCAUCAUCCUGUCCCUGACCAUGGACUCUCCCGGCCGCGACCCCGUCACCAUUGACCUCUCCACUCCCGGCAGCGAGAACACCCUCAAGGACAAGCCCUUCACAAUCAAGGAGGGAGCCAAGUUCACCAUGAGCGCCAAGUUCAAGGUCCAGCACGAGAUCCUCAGCGGUCUCCACUACGUUCAGGUCGUUAAGCGAAAGGGCAUCCGGGUCUCCAAGGACUCUGAGAUGAUUGGCAGCUACGCUCCCAACACUGACCGACAGACCACCUACGAGAAGAGAUUCCAGGAGGAGGAGGCCCCCAGCGGCAUGCUCGCCCGCGGCCACUACAACGCCGUUUCGAGCUUCGUGGAUGACGACAAGAAGAAGCAUCUUGAGUUCGAGUGGAGCUUCGACAUUGCCAAGGACUGGUAG